Dunckerocampus dactyliophorus (ringed pipefish) is the source of this 3613-nucleotide messenger RNA. RefSeq names its product leucine rich repeat transmembrane neuronal 1 (gene lrrtm1). Lineage: Eukaryota; Metazoa; Chordata; Actinopteri; Syngnathiformes; Syngnathidae. The transcript has a single exon. The record is from RefSeq and is a predicted model, not a curated record. The coding region runs from base 1049 to 2626 and encodes 525 amino acids. Gene Ontology annotation, molecular function: protein binding.
GUGGCUUACGACACUCAGUGAACAGUCUGCGUUUCUGCAUGCACGGUCAGUGUACCGGUCUGCUGCGAGGGAUUGCGCGCUCCUUUGCCUUCCAUAUUUACCGCCUCUGCUUGCCUACCAGCACUAACCUUCAGCACCCUCUUCCAGUCGCCUAAGAAAUCGCCUCGGAGAGCGAGCGAGGGGAGGGAGGGAGUGAAACCUGCAAGCCGCUGCGGAUGCAAGAGGGUUUUUUUUUUUAACCGAGAUGAGCCAUUGAGAUGACAUGGAAUAUUGUCAAAAGAGGGUUCACCUUUUCAAAUUCCUUUUUCCCCCCGCUGAAAGCAUGAUUUAAGGGAUUUAAACCUAACAAAUUAGUGAUUGCUUGCAGAGAUGGCGAUAAUAUAUGCUGGCAGAUCUGCUGAAACUUAAGCAAGAAGGGGAGGAGAAAGGAAAAAAGACAGAUAUCUAGAAAAAAAAUGUUCUCCUCUCCCCAUGAUCAUUGCAGCAGAGGACUGCGGAGGAGCUGAGGAGACCAAGCUCAUGCAUGCUGACCGGGGAACUUGCGCUUUCUACCAUCUCCCUACUUGGAUUCCGUCUCUUUCUGUCUCUUUCACUUGAGGAGAACUAAGACAUUGUAAGCCUGCCAAGGAUCUGGUGUCCACUGAAAGGCGAGAAGGGAGGGGGUGGUGGUGAAUUUGUACCACAGUGGGGUCCUUUUUAGAUCCACACAUAAUUAGUGUCGGGGCACAAAGCGAGACGCUGAAUGGAGAUUGUCAGCUUUUGGAUAGGGGGUGAGUAGGAAUCUUUUCAGAUAAGAUCGAUCCAUGAGGACAUUUUUUUUUCAUCUUUCGUCUCCACCCACCGUUUGAUCUAUAUCAUAAGUUUAUGCUUUUGGAUUUCUUUAGCUGACUAAAUGAAAAAGACUAGUCCUGUGUUACGCUAAAAUACACAGAAGAAAUCCAAUUUAUAAAUAAAAAAAUAAAGCAUGAUGUGCUACAUAUGAUGUGAUAAGUGGAAAAACAAUAUCCAGAGUGAAUGGACAUUUGCUCAGUAACAUCCCUGGAUAUUCAUGCUGAUGGAUUUCCUUUUAAUUGGACUGUAUUUAAAGUGGCCAGUGAAGAAGCCCCCUGGGUUGAUACUGUGUUCAUUGGGCAUUUUUUUAAGGAUGGUCCCCUUGGCGGAGGGGGUUUGUCCCAGGCUGUGCCGCUGCGACAGCAAGCUGCUGUACUGUGAGGGGCUGAACCUCACCGACAUUCCCCAAAAUCUCAGCAGUGCCAUGGGCCUGUCCAUGAGAGAGAACAACUUGACUGAGUUGCGUGAAGGCCAACUGGCUGGCCUGUCACAGCUCACCUGGCUCUACCUUGAUCACAACAACAUUGACAUUGUAGAGGAGGCUGCAUUUGACAGGUUAAGGCGGGUCAAGGAAUUAGACCUGAGCAGCAACCGAAUUGAGAGUGUGCCAAAUGGUACCUUUAGGCCCCUCCCAAACCUGCGCAUCCUUGACCUCUCGUACAACAGGCUGCAGGCCCUUGAGCCUGACUUGUUCCAUGGCCUUAGAAAGCUCACCAAUUUGCAUUUGCGCUACAAUGCUCUCAAAUUUGUGCCAGUGAGGAUUUUUCAAGACUGUCGGAGCAUGCAGUUUCUCGACUUGGGAUACAACCAACUGCAGAGUCUGGCACGGAACUCCUUCGCUGGACUCUUCAAGUUGACAGAGUUGCAUCUUGAGCACAACGAGCUGGUUAAAGUCAACCUAGCCCACUUUCCUCGCCUGAUCUCUUUACGUACCCUGUAUAUGCACAACAAUCGCGCAACUAUUGUUGUCAAUACCCUGGAUUGGACUUGGCACUUCUUGGAGAAGAUCGACUUAUCAGCCAACGAAAUUGAGUACAUUGAGCCACAUGUUUUUGAGAGCGCACCCAACCUCAAGGUAUUGAUGCUGGACUCCAAUCGGUUGACUUCUAUGGAGCAGCGCAUCUUGGAUUCAUGGUCCUCCCUGACCAGCAUUACCCUCGGAGGGAACGACUGGGAGUGCGGCCGCAAUGUGUGUGCCUUGGCCUCCUGGCUGAGUGCCUUUCGAGGGCAACGUGACAAUUCACUGCUGUGUUCAAGCCCAGACACAGCACAAGGUGAGGAUGUCUUGGAUGCCGUCUAUGCUUUUCAACUAUGUGAAGAUCCCCCACUGGAAGUUACCUCAGCAGGCCUGUAUGCCUCUACAAGGGAUCAAGCUCACGGUGGCUCUGUGUUCCUUGGCCCGUUUACCCCCAACCCCUACGAAGGUGAGGGCGGCGAGGUGGUCACCAGUUCUUUCACUGUCACAGUAGGCCACGACGACCUGGAGAGCACCAUGCAGAUCCACAAAGUUGUGACAGGCACAAUGGCCCUCAUCUUUUCUUUCCUCAUCAUCGUGCUCAUGUUGUAUGUGUCAUGGAAGUGCUUUCCAGCCGGAAUACGACAGCUGAGGCAGUGCUUCAGCAGCCAGCGCCGUAAACAGAAGCAGAAGCAAAGCAUGCAGCAGAUGGCUACAAUUUCUACACCGGAGUACUAUGUUGACUAUAAGCCGAACAAUAUCGAGGGAGCUCUGGUGAUCAUCAAUGAAUACGGCUCAUGUACUUGCCAGCAGCAACCUUCUCGGGAAUGUGAGGUGUGACCUGGGGGGCUUGACAGUAUGUCAGCAUAUGUGGCUAUCCAGCAAAUCUAUUCUUUUUGGAUACACCGGCGAGUGCACGAAGGAUUAAAUGUAUAUUUUGGUCACAUCUUAUGCAGCAUCUCACUGUGAUAUGGAAGGAGUUUGCUUCAUGCAGCUGACCAUUUUGCUGUGGAUUUCCUGCUGUUUCCUGUUGCCCAUUUGAUACUACAAGGCAGAAUGGGCUCUUGACUUUUGGAAGGGUUGAUGUAAUAGCAACACUAAGAGGAAUACAUUACAAGCUGCACAUUUUCUCCCCUGAUUUAUGGAUAUUUGAGCUUUAAUCUGUCUUUCGGCUACAGGACAUGUAAUUAAACUGUGGACAAAACAUUUGUAUUAUGGCAAACAAUAUUUGACAAGGAUCUAACAUAUAUCAAAAAAUAUUUAAGUUGGAUUCAAAAUGUAAAGAUACGUAUGUGUACAAAUAUUAAAAGAAGUGCAAGUGUGGAUAAAAAUGAUACAAGAUAAUCUAUUUCUUUUUUAAACUUAAAAAAAAGCAAAAUGUUUAAAUACCUGAAUGCUAUUCACAUUGAAAUCAUUUGUAUGUGAGAGGCUUGUCAGAAAGAAUGAAUGACAAAUGUGUUUGGUGACGCGAGUGCAAUACCUCUGCAGUCCUUUGAACAAAAAAAUGAAUAAAUAAAUAAAAAAUAACACCCAGAAAAUGAAAGAGGCAUAUUUGCAUCUCACCUCAAAUGUACGGUAAUAGCCAUGGUCUAAAUUUCUAUUUUAAGUCACAUUGUGUUGCUUUAUGAUUCACUGUGUUGGUUCACUGGUAGUAUUGUUCCCUCCCCUUGCUUUGAAAUAACUGGAUCAUACAUUUUGAUCAGUUACACGUUCAUAUUGUUAUAUCUGUGUACCAUCAAAGUAAAAAAAAAAAAAAAAAAGAUACAAAUUCUCGCAUUGCUUCUCACUUUUUGUGGCUUUCACUGAAUCAAGCACAUGGAACAACAA